Nicotiana tabacum (common tobacco) is the source of this 685-nucleotide messenger RNA. The record is from RefSeq and is a predicted model, not a curated record. NCBI's taxonomy places the organism in Eukaryota, Viridiplantae, Streptophyta, Magnoliopsida, Solanales, Solanaceae.
ACGGUCUACGGGUAAAACCCCGAAAGAUAUAUUGGGUUGACUCGAAUUCAAACGGGGGACCAACUGCUUUAAAUACAGCAAAACCCUUGUUCUACAUAAACCCCAGAAGCUUCUGCCGAAGCCCAAAGUUUUCUCCCUGUCUUCAGUUAUGGCUCCUGAUGCUGCUGAUGCGCUUGCAGUUAGAGAAAAGGUUAUGAAGUUGCUGAAUGCUGCUUGUUCAGGGAACAUUGCGCUUUUCAAGAAUUUGGCAAAGCAACUGGAUGAUGGGAAAGGGUUGGCCGGGACGGUGGCGGAUGUGAAGGAUGCUAACAAAAGAGGGGCAUUAAUUUUUGCUGCUAGAGAAGGCCAGACUGCGUUCUGCGAGUUCUUGGUGGAAGAGUUGAAGCUUGAUGUCAAUACAAAAGAUGAAGAAGGUGAGACUCCUGUUCUUCAUGCUGCUCGUCAAGGACACACUGCUACUGUCCAGUACCUCAUAGAACAAGGUGCUGAUCCUGCAACACCUAGCGCUUCGGGGGCAACAGCUUUGCAUCAUGCUGCAGGAAUGGGACAUGUUGAAGUGGUUAAAUUCUUACUCUCAAAGGGCGUAGAUGUUGAUUCACAAAGUGGUGCUGGAACACCACUUAUAUGGGCUGCAGGUCUUGCCCAGGAAGACGCUGUUAAGGUUUUGCUGGAACAUCAUGCUAAU